CGGUCUUCUGACUGUGCUGCCAAGGGGUGCACGUGAAGCUGAGGGUCAGCCCCCAGCAGCUUCACUUCAACAAGCUGCUUCUGCACAGGACUGACACCCAGACCCUGGUCCUGAGAAACGACAGCCCACUGCCCAUGGUGUGGCAUCUCAGUGGGCUGGACGACCUUGGCGAUGACUUCUCUGCAUCGCAAGGCAGGGGCAUCGUUGGGCCCCGCACAGACUUUGAGGUGAAGCUGGAUUUCAAGGCCGAGAAGAUUGGCAUCACAAAUAAGAUGAUCUGACUGGAGGUUUCAGAUACAGAAAACAUCCUGGGCAUUGUUCAGGCUGAAACCAUCAAAGUCUCUGUGGAGGUCUACGAUGUUAAUCUGAGCAUCAACAUGCCUGAAGGUCCAGAUGGCAGCUUGGAAUUUGGAACCAUUAAUGUCCUGGAUAAUAAGCAGCAAGUCCUGAGUCUGCAGAACAAAGGCUUGUAUGACAUUGAGUACAGUUUCAAGCUGACCACUGGAAGUGCCAAGAGGGGCGACUUGGAAUCUCCCUUCACUGUCCGGCCGCAGGGGGCUGUGCUGAAAGCCUCCCGGCCACCUGUGAAAGUUGAGGUCCUCUUCCACCCCACGACUGAAAUGUUUCUCGAGAGCAAACCCAUCCUGCUCUGCCAGGUCAUUGAUCUCAAAUCGGGUCAAGGAGGCGAGACCGUUGCCACCAUCCCAGUGAGGGUGUCGGCGAGAGCUGUGUACAGCAAGGACAGCAUCGAGCCUGCCUCGCCCAUCGACUUUGGUGCCAUGGUUAAGGGCACCAAGAAGAGCCAGGUCUUAAUUGUGGAGAACAAAGGCGCCCUCAACUUCAAAUUCCUCAUCCGCCAAGCACCUCCACUGCAAAGUUCAGAGCAAGAGGAAUCUGCCCCCUCGGUCAGGGAAAGAAAACGCUCCACACAGGCUCAGCUCACUGCAGGCGUGUUCACGGUGUCCCCUUGCUCCGGCUCCGUCGGUCCUGGGGGCCAGCAGAAGAUCACAGUGGAUUGCAGCCCAGGAGCAGAGGGGAAAUGCGAGGAGCAGCUGUACAUUGACAUCAGCAACAGAGACCCCAAGGACAAUCCCCUCGGCAUUCCCUUUACCCUGACUGCCGAGUCCUGCCUCCCAGCGCUUGUUGAAGACGUCACGUCCAUCUUUGAGCAGUACCCGAUCCACAGCAACGUCAAUCUCCGCCAGACGUUACAGUCGGUGCAAGGCAACGGUGUGUUCAUCAGAGAUGAUAACAAAUUCAUCUUCACCAAAGUUCAGGUUGGGCAACGGGCCACGGCUCGCUUCAAGAUCUCUAAUGGCAGCAGUGUCCCAUGUGACGUGGUCCUCUCCAUCAAAGCCUUGCCUGGAGAGCCUCACAGCCUCAUCAGCAACAUCUUCAAGCUGGAUCCUGUCGAGAUGAGCAUUCCUGGCUUAUCCCACGCCUUUGCUACAGUGACCUUCACUCCAGAACAAAAGGAGGACUACCAGUGCACUUUCACAGCUUCCCUUGUUAGCCCAAAAAGCAGCUCCGUGAAGACAAAACCCCAACAGCUGACCUUCACUGUCAGUGGAGAGGGGCACGUGCCUCAGGUGACAGUCGAGUGCCCGGGCCUUCGGAGUAAGAGAGGAACCCCUGUGCUGCGCUUCAGGAGGCUCCUGCUGGGGGAUUCACAGACACUCCCCCUGGUCCUUCGUAACAAUGGCAUCAUACCCACAAAGUUCACAGUUCAUAUCAUGGACGACAAGGGAGUUUUCUUUAUGAAAGGCAGGCAGUCCGCACUCCGUGCCUUCCACAUUGCAGACAUGGAAAAGGACUCCACUGGAAAAGCCAAGAAGCGUCCCGAGAAGCCUUACCUGCUCCUGGAACAUGGGCAAUCAGCAGAGUUUGACGUGUUUUUCAAACCCACCCUGGCCCAACGUCUGGAAGGGAAGAUCCGUGUGCCAUUGUCAGGCAACAGUGAGAUCGACAUAGAGCUGGUGGGUGAAGACCACAAUGAUGACUUCACCCUUGAUAACCUCCCUGGACUAGCAGAAGACAGCCAGGAGAGCAAUGCUGAGGGCAAUCUGGAGGACGACAUCAUUGAGG
Messenger RNA from Pipra filicauda (Wire-tailed manakin), 2085 nucleotides. Its product is annotated as hydrocephalus-inducing protein homolog. Lineage: Eukaryota; Metazoa; Chordata; Aves; Passeriformes; Pipridae. The transcript has 13 exons. Gene Ontology annotation, cellular component: axoneme. The annotation marks the transcript as partial. Gene Ontology annotation, biological process: cilium movement; axonemal central apparatus assembly. The record is from RefSeq and is a predicted model, not a curated record.